Molecule: messenger RNA, 2104 nt
Organism: Ixodes scapularis (black-legged tick)
Lineage: Eukaryota; Metazoa; Arthropoda; Arachnida; Ixodida; Ixodidae
Exons: 2
Coding region: 518-1963 (481 amino acids)
Source: RefSeq, a predicted model, not a curated record
GACCCGCGCAUAUACGUGUGAGCCUCGUGGUGAAAAAGUACUUUUUGUUCUUGUGAAGUGCGUCGUUACGAACCUGAAACACUCGCGCAUUUCCCUGUGUCGUGUGAAGAAGUACUUUUCCUUUAAAUUGUGCUUCGUUACGAAAGUUCCCACCUCAACGAGCCGUUUCUGUGUGCACUUUCCUGGUGAACUGUGGACAGAAAAGCAACGAGAGGAGUCCGCACCUAGACGACAAGCAAGGAAAGGUCAUCGCUACUUGGGACCCGGGAACCCCUUAGACAACGGCCAACCUGUGGACAGAGACGAUUGGAUAGCCCGGCAACACGAUCACGACUAUUCCAAGGCAACUAGCGACCAAGACAUCUUUACAGCCGAUCACAAGGCCAUCGGCGACUUUGUAAGUGAUUGGAGCGACCGGGGUUCGUGGCACUCUCUCGUUGGUGCAGCUGGGCUCGGUUUUAAAAACCUAGUAGAGGAAAAGGCUCUCGGCCGUACACUCUAUGGAGGAGGGGAAAACAUGUCCGGACGGAAACGUGGUCACGAUAGCGGGUCAUCACCUGACUUCAAGCGGCUCUAUGGAGAUUCAGUCGUCAACUUCAUCGAGCGAGCCCUUUACUCCGGAAGCGCCGCAGCAGAUUCGUCAACAAGCAACGCAGACCCGUGCCCAACGGACCAGGAGACCUCGCAAGAACUCACCCAACGCGGGCCCGGAGGAGCAGGAAUUGGAAGUAAUACUCAAAAUGAAGGAGUCGUCGUACAGCAAAUUUUGCGCGUCCCCAGAGACCAAGGAGUGGUUUCAGUGUAUAAUGACAGUAAAUUACUUACCACCUGGGGGUACGCCACCGUGUUAACGAAGAUAACGUACACGCACGACAAAAAGUAUUACGGCUACUUUACGUCCAUGUCUCGCCUGCCCGUCGAGUUUCCCUACCUCUAUAUUACACCGGGCACUUUUAAAUCGCUGCCUCCAGACACCAAAGCCCUUUCUUGCCGCGCAAAAAUAACGCCUCACGGCAUCCGCACUCCCUGGAAAACUGGAUCUACCAUAGUACAGCCGGUCAAUUCAGACAUGUUGGUGUACGGGGUGAGUUCGGUGGGAUUAAACUUGUACCUGGACACGGGCAUGGCCAAGCCGGGCACGGGCACGACAGACAAUCAAAUGGUAACGACGGAACCGAGCGAGUUUCACACAAACGACCAUCGCCUCUUGAUCGAAAAGUACUGGGGCGUAAGCAUGGACAGUAGCGGCACUUUAACAAAAUCCGACACAAUCCCCACGUGCAUGGGGGUACCGCGGCACAACAACUGUUACGACUUUAUUCAUUGUGCCGACUUUGCACCCCGCACCAACAAGUUUAUUAACACUUUCCCCUUCAAAAGUCACGUUGGCACUCCCAUAAUUAAUUACGAUUACACUUUUCAAAACGGCUGGCUGCGUACGUGCGCCCCAAUGUGCGGGGAUUCCAACACGUACAUAGCCGCCCCUUCGACCGUAAUGGGAAAACAACUUUCGACCCUGGACUCUACAAUCAAGGACACCAGCGUGCAAAAUUCCGUAAUAAUGCUACAGCGAGAGGAUUUUGACAGCGAGUACGACAGGCCCAUCGAGCGCGAACACAGCCACCAAGGUUUAAUACACAAUCCCCCCAAUUGCAGCAAGGCGCAGCCUAGCGUGGGCUUUGGAAUUUUGGCAGUAAGCAAAAAAUCGAUCGAUUCUCCGGGCAGCAACGAUAAAUUUCAAGACGUGUCGGCAUUUUUCCAGGUGGACACAGAACUGGUGCUUCACUCGAGCAACGAUACAAUAUCGCCCAUGCAAAAAAUUAACAGCGCGUGCCACCAACACUUUACCAAAACUAAGGUAAACAAGUAUAUCCCAGCUAACCGACAAACACACUUGGGCCACUACACAUAUCACGAAUCUGCCGGAACUGCCAAGUUACUCUCUGUACCAUUCAAGCCAUAAUAAAGAAACUUUUUAUUGUUUCUUGUACCCACAUCGCCUGCAUAUCUCGUUAUUCGUCAACCAAUUGACUACUCUGUCCCAUUCUUCGUCCAUUGCUCGUACCAUCCGCUGACAGUAAUCAUUUUCGCUUUCAUCUUCUCU